This is a messenger RNA of Malaya genurostris, 2105 nucleotides long. RefSeq names its product luciferin sulfotransferase (gene St2). Gene Ontology annotation, cellular component: cytoplasm. The coding region runs from base 1066 to 2046 and encodes 326 amino acids. Gene Ontology annotation, biological process: sulfation. Gene Ontology annotation, molecular function: sulfotransferase activity. The transcript has 2 exons. NCBI's taxonomy places the organism in Eukaryota, Metazoa, Arthropoda, Insecta, Diptera, Culicidae. The record is from RefSeq and is a predicted model, not a curated record.
UAACUCCUAUAUAACGGUGUUUAUCGAGAUACCAUAUCAUUCAAUGGCGCGUAAGCUCAGCUAAACUGGAAUUACGCCGGAAUUAUCCUCAGGCGGCAAUCGGAAUCAGCUAACCACGUAUUGACUCCGAUCAACCUGAAAUUUCCCCGUUCACUCUCGUAAAACCUUUCCAUCAGUUCUAUCCGAGACCAACAUAAUCAAAGCCUAUUUACAUAAAUCUUUUGCCUCAACUUCCUGUCGAUGAAAAGUAUUUUUGCAGAACAUAUUUAAAACCACUAACCGAACACGCGAACGUCCAGUUAUGCCUGAACUCGAUCAGAGUCUAGUUUGAUGCUGCUGCGGUGUGGUGCUAAUGCACGAUCUUGAUCUUCGGUUGUCACCGAUUUUUCCUGUUUGCUCCGUACAGUCGAUAGUGGCAAUAAAAUAUCCAGCUGGAAUAUUAUCCGUUACGAAGCAGCAGAGGAUUGGCUUAGAUCAGGUUUUGCGGGCUCUGCUCCAUCCAGGAAGUUGUUUUUCCCGACAUUGUUAGCGAUAUUGCAUAAACUUCCAAUGUCCAAUUAGUGGGAAGUUGUAGAAUGAUGCCAGAAUGAAUCGAAUUUAUCUUUUUUCUCUUCGUUCACGAUAUUGGUUUGCGUUUUGUUUUACAUUGGAAAAUGUUUUUUUUUCUUCUGCAGACAAAAAUCAAAAGCCCCGUGAGCUAACGGGCUUUCUCAUACGUUGCAUAAUUAAACUGACAGAUGUUUUUUCGCAUUCCUAGGUACGACCAUGAGCGAAAAUCGACAUUCACUUUCUCCGGUGAACUAGUGGAAAACUAGUUCUUCGGUGCGCAUUUCCUCUUUUUUUCGGUCCCGUACAAUUCGUGAAAUCGUAAAACAGCUAAACAGCGCUAGUCGAGGCCAGUUUGCUGUGCGUUGGUUUCCUACUCUAACCUCAAACCCAUGACAAGCAAUGUUGCAAAACGGUAAUUGCAUCGAGCAGUGCAAUCGAGGGAAAAAUUUACGCGCGCUUUAGUCGACUCCGAGUGGUUCGGCAAGGAAGUGAGAGUUUAAGAAAAUCCAACACAGGAUGACAAUCGAAUACCGAACGCUUGAGACAGAGCUUAGCGGACGCCUGGAUAAAUUUUUCUCCAAGAAAAAUUCCCUCAUCGAAGUGAAUCCGGGCAAGGUGUUUAUGCCAACUAAGUUCCAGGAAAUCGGUGAGGAUAUUCUCAACUUGGAGAUACGAACCGAUGACGUCUGGUUGCUGUCGUAUCCGAGAACUGGAUCUACUUGGGCUCAGGAAAUGGUUUGGUUGUUGGGAAACAAUUUGGACUACGAAGGAGCCAAAAGUGUCCAGCAGGUCAGAACACCGUUGCUGGAGCUGUCCGCCAUAUUUUCUGAGGAUCAGAGCGUUGAGGAUUUUGUAACCAAACACGAGAAGGUCAAUUCAGUGACGUGCGUCCGUAAUCUUCCCAGUCCCCGGUACGUGAAGUGUCACCUUCCGUGGCAAUUGCUUCCGACCCAAAUGGAUACCGUUCGGCCCAAAAUGAUCUACAUUGCCCGAAACCCGAAGGAUCUGGCCGUUUCGUACUACUACUACUGUCAGCUGAUCCAUCAGACGAGUGGCAGUUUCGAAGAUUUCUGCAACAUUUUUCUGGACGAUCAAGCUCCCAUAGGACCGAUGUGGGCACACAUGCUUGGCUUUUGGAAACGUCGCAACCAAUCGAAUGUCCUGUUCCUGAAGUACGAAGACAUGAAGCGUAAUUUACCGACGGUGAUUCGAGACUGUGCUCGUUUCAUGGACAUUGACCGGGAUCUUAAGGAAGAGGAAAUCGUACGAUUGUGCGAUCAUCUUCAGUUCGAUCGUAUGCAAAAGAAUCCGGCCGUCAACAUGGAACCACUUAUGCAGAACUCGGCCCAAAUCGAUACCAACGGCAGUGUGAAAUUUAUCCGGAAGGGUGCCAUCGGGGACUGGAAGAAUCACAUGAGCGAUGAACUGUCCGAACGGUUCGACACCUGGAUCAGGAAACACUUUGACGGAACCGGAUUGGAGUUCUUGUAUGAGUGAUUUGUUGUUUUUUUUUGUUUUCUGUUGAUUGAAUAAAGUGAUUCGGUAGCAGCACGGUG